AUGUCCGACGAGAAAAUCGAGCUCCCUCGUAUUGCCGAGAUCGAAGCAUCAACCGAUAUUCUCAGCGACCCCUGCAGAUCCAUCAAAGUGGUCCGAGUAAAAGAGCGCUUCGCAGUCAAACUCGGCUUCUCCAUCUCACCGCAAGAGGCAGAAAACAUGAGAUUCGUUGCUGCCAACAGCAAAGUCCGCGUCCCAAGAGUCUACGAUGAUUUUGUAGAUCCAGAGACCCAGAAACGGUACAACAUUAUGGAAUAUAUCCCCGGUACCGAUUUGCAGAAGUUAACGCCAUCUCUUUCUGAAGACCAGAAGAAGAAAGUCAGCAAGCGUAUCAGGGAGGCACUUGAUGAACUGCGACGUAUUCCUUCCCAGGGGUACCUUGGGAACUUGAACCGAACAGCUUACUACGAGGGCAUUCUCUCUACCCCCCUUGAUCGUGAUCCGAGCAUAUCUGGUCCUUUUGACAACGAGGAACAGUUCAACCAGGGUAUCUUGAAAUGUCUAGGGAGGAGGGAGUCGCGGCAUUAUGUCCGCUUGCUUGAUGGAGCGAUACAACGUACACUCAAAGGACACAGGAUUGUCUUCACCCUUGCGGAUCUUCAGCCGAAGAACAUCAUGGUUGAGGAACAGAAAGGAGUGUGUGAAGAUGAGAGUCCGGAUUAUUAG
Messenger RNA from Aspergillus luchuensis, 663 nucleotides. RefSeq lists its product as uncharacterized. NCBI's taxonomy places the organism in Eukaryota, Fungi, Ascomycota, Eurotiomycetes, Eurotiales, Aspergillaceae. The transcript has a single exon. The record is from RefSeq and is a predicted model, not a curated record. The coding region runs from base 1 to 663 and encodes 220 amino acids.